Molecule: messenger RNA, 970 nt
Organism: Temnothorax curvispinosus
Lineage: Eukaryota; Metazoa; Arthropoda; Insecta; Hymenoptera; Formicidae
Exons: 3
Coding region: 103-759 (218 amino acids)
Source: RefSeq, a predicted model, not a curated record
GUCGUUCUCUGCCACCUCUGCUACCUCCGCUACCUCUCUGUCGCUAUCGUUCUCGCGAACGAGCGUUCCGACCCCAAGAUCGGUUAAAUAAAACGAUUGAAAAUGGAUCCAUAUGAAGAGGAUGUUAUGGAGCAAAAUCAAUGUGGAAACUACAAAUAUCAGUGGACUGUUCAAACAACAAAACUUCUAAUAGAAAAAGUGAGAAAUCAUAUGGGAAUGUUGAGUAAUAAAAAUUGUAUGCAAAAAAAAGUAUGGAAAAAAAUAGCAAAUAAAUUUAUUGAAAGAGGAUAUAAUGUAACAGAGGAACAAUGUUCUGUUAAAUGGAAGAAUUUGAAGCGCAGAUAUAAAAAUGUUCGUGAUCUUAAUAAUCAAACUGGCGGAGCUACAGAAUCUUGGGAAUAUUAUGAUCUCAUUGACGCUUUCAUUAAUGCCAAACCCGAAAUAGCACCUGUAUCAGUUGCUUCUAGUACACAUGGAUUUAGAAUAAGGCAACCAAGUCCACCUACACAGGAAAUUGGAGAUUCUACCGACGAAAACUCUGCAGCAGCGGCCAAUACUUCUUAUAACACAGGACGCAAUAUUAGGAAACGCCGAAGAAGUGAUGAACCUACAUGGGUCAAAACACUUUACGAACAAAGAAAAGUUCAUCAUGAGGAUAACGUAAAAAUAAAAAAUGAAUUUUUGGAGUUAUUUAAAAAAUAUGUGCAAAAGGAAAAUGUACAGGAAAACGUACAGAAAGACGUACAAGAAAAAAAGUAAAAGUAUGGCACACGAAGAUACCUACUUGUGUACCGAUUUCCAUUCAUAGAAUGUACUACAGAAAUCUCAAAAUGCAGCUAAUUUCAGAUGGGUAUUUGUGCAUUAUGUCACCAGUGUACGUCUGCAUUAAGUAAGAAAGUAUAAAUUAGUUUUUGUAAUUAACUAUAACAAAAACUGUGAUUGAUAAGUAUUUUUAAGAAUAACAGAAAAA